AUGGAGUUUAAUCCAGAGCUAUCAUCCCACGACGGCUUCGCCGCAUACUAUUGGCCCAAGAUGCCCCCAGACCAAUCUGCCACCAUCGCUCACCCGGCCUGGACCACGUACGACCCGCACUCCGCGGCCCAACACUCCAUCAACCCGCUACUGAUCGUCAAGGAGACCCAAUCUGAAAAUGAGGCAGCCCUCACUAGAAACCACUCCCCCGUCCACGAGGUCUACCACGACCACAAUUACCACCUCCUCAACCACGAGGAAGAAGUUUGUCCUCCGCGGUUCACCGAGCCUCUCAACGUUGCCCAUGUGCCGUAUUCGAAGUCAACCGUCUCUUUGGAUUCCCUUAAACAGCCUGUCCUGUGGAUUGACGAGCCCAUAACCGAACAGCCAGCAAUGAAAUACCACCAAGACCUGCCGGAGUUCAAAAGCCCAUCGUUUGUCUCCGAACCCCGCCACUCUAUGUCAUUCGCUCCAACUGACCCGCAUGAUCGCCCGUGGCACAAGCGAACAGUUUCCGAACCGGUCUUCGGAGCUAAAAAUCAGGGCCCUGCUUUUCCGAAGGUCACAAUGAAGGAACGGUCCGACUCCUGCAUGUUCGACGCGGAAUAUUGGUCUAAUGUCAACAAGUUCCUCCCUGUGCCGUGUGAAGAGAACGCUCCGCCAGCUUUCACUGUGCCUUUUGUCCAGACUGUAAAGCAGCUAGAAAAAACCUCGCAAAAAUUGAUGAAUUAUCUCUUGAACGAUUACGAUCUGGUGGCGGAAUUACACCAGACUCCAAACUCUUUCGAUCAGACCGUGGAACUCUCCAACAAGAGACGCAAGGUGGGCGACGACAUCAAUUGGAAGCCCCUGUCCGCCGGCAGCGUGCUGGGAUUAAACGAGAUCUUCAAGCUCCACCAAAGAGAAGUAAAUAAUAUGCUCCAAAACUGCACGGACUCUUGUUUCGGCGAACUAAACAUGCGGGAGCUCCGGGCUUGGAAACGCGGCGACAGAGAGCUCAAACGGCGACAUCCGCAGGCAUCCCCUUUCUAA
Ogataea parapolymorpha DL-1 is the source of this 1032-nucleotide messenger RNA. RefSeq lists its product as uncharacterized. The record is from RefSeq and is a predicted model, not a curated record. Bases 1 to 1032 code for a protein of 343 amino acids. The transcript has a single exon. NCBI's taxonomy places the organism in Eukaryota, Fungi, Ascomycota, Pichiomycetes, Pichiales, Pichiaceae.